Molecule: messenger RNA, 189 nt
Organism: Cetraspora pellucida
Lineage: Eukaryota; Fungi; Glomeromycota; Glomeromycetes; Diversisporales; Gigasporaceae
Source: the annotation of a GenBank genome assembly
AUGUUUGGUUCUCUUUUUGCCAAUAGCGAGUCGGAUAGGAAUAGCAAUGAGGAUGAUAAUGAAGAUGAACAAGUGCCAAAAUAUCUUCCCUCUAAAUUAGGCUCUCGAAUAAAAUUAAAAAAUAAUCGGCAGAGUCAUAUUGAUUUGGAGCCAGCAAUGCAAGGAUUUCCAGCAAAAUAUAAAAAAUAA